UGGGAAUCGUAGUCUCUUCACCCACUUCCGCGUUUUCUUGGAGCCUGGACUUUGCAGCGCGGGUUCUGUUCACGGGAAGCCAACUCCUCUCUGCCCGCCCGCAACCCGCGAUGCCUGCCCCGCAGUGCGCCUCCUGCCACGCGGCGCGCGCCGCCCUCCGCCGCCCGCGCUCCGGCCAAGCGCUGUGCGGCGCCUGCUUCUGCACCGCCUUCGAGGCCGAGGUGCUGCACACGGUGCUGGCGGGCCGCCUGCUGCCGCCCGGCGCCGUGGUGGCCGUGGGCGCCUCGGGCGGCAAGGACUCCACGGUGCUGGCGCACGUGCUGCGCGAACUGGCGCCGCGCCUGGGCGUCUCGCUGCGCCUGGUGGCCGUGGACGAGGGCAUCGGCGGCUACCGGGACGCGGCGCUGGCGGCCGUGCGGCGCCAGGCGGCGCGCUGGGACCUCCCGCUCACCGUGGUGGCCUACGCCGACCUGUUCGGGGGCUGGACCAUGGACGCCGUGGCCCGCAGCACGGCCGGCUCCGGCCGCAGCCGCGCCUGCUGCACCUUCUGCGGGGUGCUGCGGCGCCGCGCGCUGGAGGAGGGGGCGCGCCUCGUGGGAGCCACGCACAUCGUGACGGGCCACAACGCCGACGACAUGGCGGAGACCGUGCUCAUGAACUUCCUGCGGGGCGACGCGGCGCGGCUGGCCCGGGGCGGGGGCCUGGGCUCGCGGGGCGAGGGGGGCGCGCUGCCGCGCUGCCGCCCCCUGCAGCUGGCCUCGCAGAAGGAGGUGGUGUUGUACGCGCACUUCCGCCGCCUCGACUACUUCUCGGAGGAGUGCGUCUACGCGCCCGAGGCCUUCCGCGGCCACGCGCGCCAGCUGCUCAAGCUCCUGGAGGCGGCGCGGCCGUCGGCGGCGCUGGACCUGGUGCACUCGGCCGAGCGCCUGGCCUUGGCCCCGGCCGCGCGGCCCCUGCCCCCCGGCGCCUGCUCCCGCUGCGGGGCGCUGGCCAGCCGCGCGCUCUGCCAGGCGUGCGCCCUCCUGGACGGCCUGCAGCGCGGCCGGCCCCGCCUGGCCAUCGGCAAGGGCCGCGGGGGGCGCGACGAGGAGGGGCCGUCGGCGCCGCGGGAGCCGGAGCGGCCGCCACCCCCGCCUCCCAGCGACCCCGGCUGUGCGCCGGGCCCCGCCGCCGGGGAGUGCGGGGCCGCCUGCAAAGAGUGCUGCGAAUAAACCCAAGUGGCCUCCA
Messenger RNA from Hyaena hyaena (striped hyena), 1227 nucleotides. Its product is annotated as cytoplasmic tRNA 2-thiolation protein 1. Gene Ontology annotation, biological process: tRNA wobble position uridine thiolation. NCBI's taxonomy places the organism in Eukaryota, Metazoa, Chordata, Mammalia, Carnivora, Hyaenidae. Gene Ontology annotation, molecular function: tRNA binding. Gene Ontology annotation, cellular component: cytosolic tRNA wobble base thiouridylase complex; mitochondrion. Bases 111 to 1211 code for a protein of 366 amino acids. The record is from RefSeq and is a predicted model, not a curated record. The transcript is spliced from 3 exons.